UGUGUGAAGUUAGCACCUGGAGUGAAACUAGCAACAAGUGUUCUAGAAAGUUCCUUGUGGGGUUGUUCUCAAGGGUUGUUUCCCCGUGGUUGCAUUUAGUUUUUUUGGGGGCAAAAAUCCUCAUCAAUGUGUGAAUUUGCGUCCCCAAUUUGUCAGUUGGUAACCGUGUGAAGUUAUCCGUUUGUGUCAACAUGGCGUCUACCCUUUCGUAGUGUUGUGUUCGACGCGUCUUUCUCUCAAAACGAUGCAUUGAGCGCGUUGUGCCCCCUUGUGGAGUGUUUACCGUAAAAAUGUCGGAAAUCGUGUACCCCGCGGGCUGCCGGCCCAUCAGCGACGACUUGGGCCCCGACGAGCUGAUCCGCCGCUUGAAGACCCUCGCGCACACGUUGCAAGCGAUGGGACAGGACGAGGGGGCCUACCAGCAGUACAUCCCUCUCGCCCUGCACCUGGCCGAGGAGCAGUUCCUGUCGCACCCGUCCCGCGACGUCCAACUCCUAAUCGCGUGCUGCAUCGCCGAUGUUUUGCGGGUGUACGCCCCCGACGCCCCCUACAAGGACGCCGACCAAGUCAAAACCAUCUUCCUCUUCCUCAUCACGCAGUUGUCGGGCCUCAAGGACCCCAAAGACGCCGCCUUCAAGCGCUAUUUCUACCUUUUGGAGAAUCUCGCCUAUGUGAAAUCCUUCAAUAUGUGCUUCGAAUUGGAGGAUUGUCAGGAGAUUUUCUGUGCUUUAUUCCAUUUAAUGUUCAAGAUUGUCAAUGACGAGCAUUCGGGGCGCGUCAAGAGUUUCAUGUUGGACGUCCUGUGCCCCCUUAUCACCGAAAGCGACAUGGUCAGUAACGACCUCCUUGAUAUCAUCCUAAUGAACAUAGUAGAACCCAAUAAAACACAGCGGAAAAACGCCUAUCUCCUCGCGAAGGAACUAAUCGUGAAGACAUCUGAUACUCUGGAGCCCUACAUUCAAGCUUUUUUCAAUCAUGUCCUAAUUCUGGGGAAGGAAGACAAGAAUUUGCAGAUUUGUGGCAAAGUCUACGACUUGAUCUAUGAAUUGAAUCAUAUUUGUCCGCAGAUUUUGGUGGCGGUGCUUCCGCAACUCGAAUGCAAGCUCAAGAGCCCCCUUGAGGCCGAGCGUUUGGGGGCUGUGGCCCUGCUAGCGCGCAUGUUUAGCGAGAAGGAUUCGGAGUUGGCGCGUCGUCAUGGCUCACUCUGGCGGGCGUUUUUGGGGCGUUUUAACGAUAUUUCACUGCAAAUUCGCACGAAAUGUGUUCAAUACUCGAUGCAUUUCCUCCUCAAUCACCCCGAUUUGAGGAAAGACAUCACCGACACCCUCAAAAUGCGUCAACACGACUCGGAGGAGAAUGUGCGUUAUGAGGUGGUGAUGGCGAUCGUGACGACGGCGCGUCACGACUUCCAAGUGGUCUCCGAUUCGGAGGAUCUUCUCGAGUUUGUCAAAGAGCGUACACUUGAUAAGAAGUUUAAGAUUCGUAAGGAGGCUAUGACGGGGCUUGCCUCGAUUUAUAGGAAGCAUUUGAGUGAUCCAGAUGUGCCGAAUGCCACGAAGAAGGCUGUUACGUGGAUUAAGGAUAAGAUUCUUCAUGGGUAUUAUAUGGCCGGGAUGGAGGAUCGCCUCCUGGUGGAGCGUUUGUUGAAUACGUGUCUGGUGCCGUAUCAAUUACCACCAGCUGAAAGAAUGAAAAAGUUGUAUCAUUUAUUGGGUACGGUUGAUGAGCAUGCAACUAAGGCGUUUAUGGAGUUGCAAAAGAAUCAAUUGUGUGUGAGGAAGUUGGUGUUGGAGUGGUUGGAGUUGCAUAGGAGGCCGGCGAGUGCUGAAGUGCAGAAGGAGAUGGCCUUGAAAGUGCAAGCAUUGUCGAGAUGUCUACCCGAGCCGGUGAAGGCACACGAAUUCCUUACGAAAUUCAGCGCUCAUUUGAAACGCGAUAGCGCCCUUUUGGAAACAAUGGAAACGGUAGCCCGACCAUCAGUCAGUUGUCACGAAUGUUCAGAAGCCACCGCUGCAGUCCUCAAAAAACUCGGCCAACCAGUGAUGACAAAUCUCUAUUACAACACUGUUAAAAAACUCCUCGAACGCAUCAGUUCGGUGAUGAUCGAUCACGAAGCAAUCAAACUUCUCGUCGGCUAUGUGGAGGAUUGUCUCAAAGGGGGCAACACCAUCGACGAAGUCGGUCUUCAUCCAGCGACAGCUGGUGAUCGUGGAUUGAAACUCCUAGUGAUGUUGAGUGUGGUAUUCCCCUGUCAUUUUCAAUACGCCGAUGUUUUGGAACAAUUAAUGGAAUUAUUGAAAUUGGAGGAUGAAAAUGUGGCACCAUUGGUGUUGUCCGUUUUCACAUUCUUGGGAAAAUACCGAUGUUUAUACGAGCAAUUUCCCGAUUUGAUGGACGCUUUAGCCCCCAUUUGCAAGAAUUUGGCCCAAACAGGAACACCGAAACAAGCCAAGGGGGCGAUUCAUUGUAUUUAUAAAAAUAUGCCAGCGCUACAUGAACACCUCUUCCCCGAUAUUUUGAAUAGUGUUAAGGAGAAUUUAGCCCCCACGUCGCCCCAUUACAGGACUGCGAUUGUUACAUUAGGUCAUAUAGCGUUCAAUGUACCUGAACGUUACAAAGUCCAGAUUAAAAAUAUCGUCUCGAGAAAGAUUGUUAAAGAAUUGUUAGUGAAGGAAGUGGGUGAACGGGAUAUUGAUAUGUCCGAUUCGGAGUUGUGGUGUCCCGAAGAGGAGCUUCCCGAAGAGACACGAUGCAAAAUCGAGGGGCUUAAAGCCAUGGCUCGAUGGCUUUUAGGUCUGAAACAAGAUACAGCUUCGGCACAGAAAACUUUUCGAAUGUUGAAUGCGUUUAUUUUACAUAAAGGGGAUUUGUUACAAUCGGGGAAAUUGUUAAAGUGUGAAAUGUCAUGGUUGAGAUUGGCUGCAGGUUGCGCCAUGUUGAAAGUUUGCGAACAGAAAGGUGUCGGUGAUCAGUAUACAGCCGAACAGUUUUAUAAUCUUUCACAGUUGAUGGUCGAUGAGGUGAAGCAAGUUAGGGAGAUUUUUGCCGCCAAGUUGCAUAAAGGGUUGAGUAAAGGUCUCCCGAACAAAUGCCUGCCGUUGGACUUUAUGGGGUACUACGCCCUCGCAGGUCGCGAGACCGAAUCUCGAUUACGUACAUCUAUCAAAAACUACAUGGUGGCCGAUAUAAAUCGACGUCGAGAUUAUGUUAAAACAUUGACAAUGGGUGCAGGCCAAGCCGACAAAGCUAUGAGUCAACUGCCUUUUAUCCUCCCCGACUAUAUGUUAGUCUUCGCAGUGCCGAUUUUGGCCCAUGAUCCGGCAUUGAGUCGCUGGGACGACGUCCAAGACUUAAUCAGAGCCAAACAAUGUUUGUGGUUCAUUCUCGAACCAUUGGUGACAAAAAGCGACUAUUUUAGUUACGGAUUUUACAAAAGUCUCAUCGAAAGGAUGAAAAAUCACAAAGAUGCCGUUCGACCGGACGACGACAGUAUAAAUUAUAAAAUUUGGGCGUUGUGUGACCUCGCCUCGGGGCUAUUAUUGACAAAAACGACGAAUUAUGACUUGAAAGAUUUCCCGACAGAGACCCGAAUUCCGACGAUGUAUUUCGCCCCACAGCCCGAUUUUGUCAAUACUCGGGUGUUUCUCCCACCCGAAUUGCAGUACCAACCUAACAAAAAGACCAAUAUUACGUUGUCGAUGUUAAAUGCGGAGAAACAAGCGAAGAAAAGUAAGGUAAAGAGCAAAGUGGAAGGAUGUGGACCGUUGGGGACGGACGUGCAGCUUACGUUUACUGGUGGGAUUGAUGCCCAGCCGUCGGAGGCGUCCGAGACGAAGAUCCAGUUGCCGGGCUUGGAGGAGGAUAUUGAUGAGCCCCCCGUGAAGAAGAUGAGGGAGAGGAUAAAACUGGAUGUGGACAAGUGAGUGAGGUGUAAAUAGUGUGCGAUGGAUCUCCUCCGGAAACAAUGCUUGAUUUACUUAGUCUUUGUGUUUUGUGACUAGUUUUUACCACCUUCCAACACACGUUUUGUUCUUUUAUUUUUAGAUUUAUGUUAAGGUUAGCUUUUUACGUGAAAUUCACACAACAGUUUUAGUGUUAGAGAGAGAGAAGAGUUAUUUUUGUAAGCUGGUGUGAGACCAUUCCAGGUGCAGUUGGCAGGCCUGAGUCAGGUCUUGGGUGUUUCAAUGCUUCGUUCCGUUUCUAGCUGUAGCAAGGUGUAAAAACUUAUCCGGAUUUUGAAUCACAACUUUGUAAUUUGCCCAAUACAUAAGAUUGAUAGAAAGUGGUUGUUUAUUUUUUUGGUAUACAUUUUCUACUAAAUACGUUGUACUAAACUGUGUUACAAUUCAAUAAACAUUGUCUACAAUUCAUUUUA
This is a messenger RNA of Tribolium madens (black flour beetle), 4375 nucleotides long. RefSeq names its product sister chromatid cohesion protein PDS5 homolog B (gene pds5). Gene Ontology annotation, cellular component: nucleus; chromatin. NCBI's taxonomy places the organism in Eukaryota, Metazoa, Arthropoda, Insecta, Coleoptera, Tenebrionidae. The transcript is spliced from 7 exons. The coding region runs from base 291 to 3923 and encodes 1210 amino acids. The record is from RefSeq and is a predicted model, not a curated record. Gene Ontology annotation, biological process: DNA repair; mitotic sister chromatid cohesion.